AUGUAUCGCUUGAUUUCCUGUGCUACUGCUUUGUUUUGUUUUCUUCAGUUUCUCAGUGCGGCGAAUAUUGAAACAGACAGAUUAGCACUGCUUGAAGGCAAAGAUAAGAUAACCGAUGAUCCUUUCAGCGUGAUGAACUCAUGGAAUGACAGCCUCCAUUUUUGUGGGUGGCAUGGAGUUACAUGUGGUUAUCAGAACAAGAGAGUGGUGGAAUUGGACCUGCACUCUUUGAAGCUCAGAGGCUCACUCUCUCCUUAUGUAGGAAAUCUAAGUUUCCUCAAAGUGUUGAACCUUCAGAAUAACAGUUUUGGCGGCACAAUUCCUCCUGAGGUUGGUCGUUUACACAACUUGCAGUCUCUCUUGCUCACUAAUAAUUCCAUUGCAGGGGAAAUUCCUUCCAAUAUAUCGCGUUGUUCUAGCCUUUUUGAGCUGGGAGCUAGCCGCAACAAGUUGGUGGGAAGGAUCCCUCCCGGGUUUGGUUUCUUGUUACAUCUACUUUGCCUUGACUUAUCCACAAACAACUUGACAGGUACCAUUCCUUCCUCUCUAGGAAACUUAUCAUCUCUUAGUAUGCUCCAUCUGGGUGGAAACAACUUGGUUGAGAAGAUCCCAGACGACCUAGGAAAUUUGAAAAAUCUCACCAUUUUAGCAUUAGGUUCCAACAUGCUGUCUGGAAUAGUCCCUUUGUCGAUUUUUAACCUUUCAUUCCUGGCAAAAUUAGAUUUAGGUAGUAAUGACUUAGAGGGACACCUUCCUUCGGAUUUAGGCAACACUCUUCCUUAUCUCCAGUUCUUAUCCAUAGCUGGGAACCAAUUCACUGGACUCAUCCCUGCUUCAAUCUCUAAUUCUUCUAAUAUCGGAGUUCUCCAAAUGUCCGAGAACUAUCUUCAAGGACCAGUUCCUUCUUUACAAAAGUUACAUUGGCUUACUGACCUUGUCAUAGGUGAUAACUCCCUAGGCAGUGGCGAAGCUACUGAUUUAGACUUUGUUUCUUCCUUGGCCAAUGCCACCAUGUUACAAUGGUUGGAUAUUGGUCCAAAUAAUUUCAAAGGAAUACUACCAAAAAUCAUUUGUAAUUUCUCAACGCUUACAUUUUUGAAAUUUGAGAGCAACAGGAUAGCUGGGAAAAUUCCAACAUGCAUAGAAAGUCUUGUAGAGUUGCAGAUAUUUAACGGUUGGGGGAGCCAACUUUCCGGGGUCAUUCCACAGGGUAUCGGAAAACUUCAAAAUCUGAAUGAACUAGACUUGAGUAUCAACCAAUUAUCUGGGGAUAUACCCUCCUCAAUUGGAAACUUAACCAAGAUAACUGUUCUUCAACUGUCUCAAAACAAUCUUCAGGGACACAUACCCUUAUCUCUAGGAAAUUGCAGAAAUCUUCUAGGAUUAGCUCUUUCACAAAAUAAUCUUAGUGGCAGGAUACCCUCAUCAAUUCUUAGUCUCUCCACCUUAUCUAUUGCGCUUGAUCUAUCUAUCUACGUGGUUGCAUUGCAUUAG
This is a messenger RNA of Chenopodium quinoa (quinoa), 1494 nucleotides long. RefSeq names its product LRR receptor-like serine/threonine-protein kinase EFR. The transcript has 2 exons. NCBI's taxonomy places the organism in Eukaryota, Viridiplantae, Streptophyta, Magnoliopsida, Caryophyllales, Amaranthaceae. Gene Ontology annotation, molecular function: protein binding. Bases 1 to 1494 code for a protein of 497 amino acids. The record is from RefSeq and is a predicted model, not a curated record.